Messenger RNA from Anneissia japonica, 2173 nucleotides. Its product is annotated as four-jointed box protein 1-like. The transcript has a single exon. Gene Ontology annotation, biological process: cell-cell signaling. The record is from RefSeq and is a predicted model, not a curated record. NCBI's taxonomy places the organism in Eukaryota, Metazoa, Echinodermata, Crinoidea, Comatulida, Comatulidae. Bases 98 to 1714 code for a protein of 538 amino acids.
UACGGCGUCUUCUCUUUAUUUCAGAACGAACUGUUUUCCAAGCAAAUUGCAUCGUGGCUAGUAACAGGCCUACACGUAGAGUAAUACGGAACAAAUAAUGGGGUCGAUACUUCAAGUAAGGACAUCUAUCUCACAUCAACGAUCAAAGGAGAUCCGAGUGUACGAAAGAAUUGUCUUUCUUCUCUUCACUUUUACAUUCACCGCGGUUUUAUGCAGCUCAAUGAAGGAUACAAGCCUGAACAAUUUUGAAACGUAUGAUGGUGAAACUAGACGAAACAUGGAAAUAUUGGAGCCACCUCCAAUGAGCGUUACCACCAAUUAUCCAAGACGCCAUGUCUAUUCAAUAAUUAACAAAAAGAAGCAAGAAAAACCUGACGCAUUUCACAGCUCAUUAAAGAAAAUCAGCUCACAAAAAGAAAUAAAAACUGGAGGUUUGAAUGAAAUUCUGAUUCAAGGGACUGAAGUGACUGUUCAUGAGAAAAACCCUUCUCCGGAUUUCAGAUACGAUGCACAAUCUCUUCAACCGUGGCCUAACAAGUCAGAGCAGGCUGAAAGACGAAACACCGCCGGAGGGCACCGUUUAGACGGAUCAACCAAAACCUCUCCGAUGAAUAGAAUAUCAUCAGCGUCAAUUGACAAACGACUAGCUAAAUCCCACAGAACACAUAAGCCUACUCAUUCACUGAUUUUUAGAAACUUCUUAACAACAAAACGCGAAGAAGAGGCGUUAAUCCCUCUUGAUUCACUAGUUAAGAGACAGGAACCAUUGGACAAUAUAAUUGAAAAUGAGAUUUUGUGGGGUCCUAGAGCAGAAGAACUAGUCCCGCAAGGGUUAGAGAGUGACGCAUGGUCCACGAAAGCGAGAUUGUACUCAAUUUUAAACGUGACAUGUGGAUGUGGAAGAAUGCAGAAUCGACUGGUUAUCACUGAAGAUGGCACAAAAAUGUGCGCGCGUUACCGCAUGAACCAAGACCAGAUCCAGGGUGAAGUAUUUUCCUAUUACCUAAGCAAGGUUCUUGGAAUACAGAAUGCCCCACCAUUGGUUCUCAGCACCGUGGAUUAUGAAAGCCCACAAUGGCGAUCGGUUCGUGGUCAGAUCCAGGACGCCGGAUGGACGGAUGGCAAACUGGUAAUUUUAAGUCAAUGGGUACCGGAUUUAAUACCUGUGUAUGUCCCAAUCGAAUUCCACGAUGAGCGUAAGCAACUACAUCCGAUUAACAUUGUUAACAAAACGUACACGGAAAUAUCAGAGCUCGUCCAAUGGUCGGAUAUGGUAAUAUUUGACUAUUUAACGGCGAAUCUUGAUCGGCUUACAAAUAACAUGUUUAACAAACAAUGGAAUAAUUUAAUCAUGGACAGUCCUGUUCAUAAUCUUGCUAAAUCAAAACAAUCCGGGUUACUUAUUUUUUUCGAUAAUGAAUCCGGGCUACUUCAUAGCUAUCGUCUGCUCGAUAAGUUUGGCAAGUUUCACCAAGAGAUUCUACAGUCACUUUGCAUUUUUCGCGCGAACACAGUAUCAAUCAUAGAAAAAUUAUAUCAUGACGAUAAUAUUUCUGCCAUGAUAAAAGCAGAAUAUGAAUCCAACGAACCGUUACAUACACGAUUAUUUGGCUUACCACACCGUAACAUCGAAAUUCUAAAACAAAGACUUGCAGAUGUCUACAAGCAAAUUCAAUUUUGCAGACGAAAGUUUGACACACCUGCAGAUGUAUGACAAUGGCGAAAUUUUGAUUAUAUUUUAUGAUUAUAAUUUGUAUCUAUUAGUUGGCCUUUAAUUAUGUACAACCACGAUAUAAAUAAAAUACAUAGUAUAUCAUUGUAUUGUAAACGGUAGAGAAGAUAUGUGAAAGAAUUACCCCGAGAUUCGAACCCGGAUCACUCGCUAUAUAAUGCAUGAAGUCCUAAUUGGGGAUUAAAUGAAAUUUCGAAACCAAUUGAUUUUAUAUUCUACAUACAGUAUAUGAUGGUACAUCACUAUUAUUCGUAAAAAAAAAAACAGUGUUGCAGUCAUGAAGAGAAUCUACGUAGUAGACUUAAUUCACUAUUGAACCACUCAAAGAACAGAAUUUAAUAUUUUUUUGCAUAAUUUUGUAAAACGUUUAUAUAAUGUGUAAGUGCAAUAAUAGUAAUAAAUCAAUAUGAGGUCUCUUUAAAUUUGAAAUAGAAAAUUAAU